CUUCACUUCGACUUCCGGCCGUUCGGGUGUCGGCAUUUCGCGAUGUAAACAUUAUCUAGUUUUGGGAUUGGGACGCGUUUAGGCGACAGUCGGGAAUGAAGUGUGCUCAAGGUGCUUUUGUGUUGUUAAAUUCGCUUGAGUGUGCUUACUGGUAUGGCGCAAUUUUCGAAAGACGCGGUAUGGUAUGGUUCGCCCGCGAUACACUUCAGUCGCGUUGGUGGCUGCAUGCGAUUUGACGUAUUCUGCGCGUGUGAUGUCACUUGUCAGCUUAUUUUAUGAAAUGUCAAACGUUUUACAUGUAACGCGCGAGUGAAUUGUAAACAAAUUGACAGUGAAAUUGAUAUUGAUGCAGUGAAAAUUUUAACCGAGUGACAUGGACUGUUAUUACUCGAAAUUUUACCCGCGGCGUAAGUGACAAAUGGAUGGUACUCGGUGAUCGGUCAUGAUGCAUCCAGCUGGGUACUACGCUAACCUUGCGAGCGGCGCGCUCGCAGCCGGCACGAUUGCGUCCCCGUGGAGCGCAGCGGCCGGCGCGCCCGACACCAACGGCUCGGGCGGCGCCGACGCCAAGCACCUCGACGUCGGCGAUGCGAGUGACGAUGAAAAGGACUUGUCCGCAGCGGACGCGGAGGGUGUCUGGAGCCCCGACAUCGAACAGAGUUUCCAGGAGGCUCUGGCCAUCUACCCUCCCUGCGGCCGGCGCAAGAUCAUCCUCUCUGACGAGGGCAAGAUGUACGGAAGGAACGAGUUGAUAGCAAGAUACAUAAAACUAAGAACUGGCAAAACUCGCACACGGAAACAGGUGUCAUCACACAUACAAGUGUUAGCUAGGCGGAAACUACGCGAGAUACAGGCCAAACUGAAAGUGGACGGGGGUGUGAUGAAGGAAAAAGCAAUGCAGUCGAUGAGUGCCCUAUCCAGUGCUCAGAUAGUAGCCGGGCUGCCGCACCCUGCGUACCACCAUACGCAAUUUUGGCAGCCUGGACUACAAGCGGGCACAUCUCAAGAUGUGAAGCCGUUCCCCGGCGCGGGGUACAAGGGCGUCCCAGUCGGCGGGGUGGGUGUAGCUGGAGGCACGGACGUGGCGCCGCCACCGCCGUGGGAGGGACGAGCCAUAGCCACGCACAAGCUGCGGCUCGUCGAGUUCUCAGCCUUCGUCGAACACCCUCGGGAUCCAGACACGUAUCCCCCGAGUACGGCGCCCGCGCAGCACUUGUUCGUUCAUAUAGGUGGUACAGUCACAUACGCAGAUCCCUUAUUAGAGUCAGUAGACGUGCAGCAGAUAAACGACAAGUUCCCAGAGAAGAAGGGCGGGCUCAAGGAGCUCUACGAGAAGGGCCCUCGGAACGCGUUCUUCCUCGUCAAGUUCUGGGCGGACCUGAAUACCAAUAACCUGGACGACCCCGGCGCCUUCUACGGGGUCACCAGUGUGUAUGAAAGCAACGAAAACAUGACGAUAACAUGCAGUACGAAAGUCUGCUCUUUCGGCAAACAAGUCGUGGAGAAGGUAGAGACAGAGUACGCUCGGUUCGAGGGCGGCCGCUUCGUAUACCGCAUCCACCGCUCGCCCAUGUGCGAGUAUAUGGUCAACUUCAUCCACAAGCUCAAACACCUUCCCGAGAAGUAUAUGAUGAACAGCGUCUUAGAAAACUUCACUAUACUUCAGGUGGUGUCCAAUAGAGAUACUCAAGAGACGUUGUUGUGUGCGGCGUUUGUGUUCGAAGUCUCAAACAGCGAGCACGGGGCGCAGCACCACAUCUACAGGCUCGUCAAAGACUGAACCCUCAGGAGCUAGCCUCUCUACCAUUCCUGUACAAUCUUCUGUUCGUUACUAGCGCCAUCUACGCCUUCAACCAGGACAGCUUUGAAUCCAGUCGUGGUUAGAGGAUUUUCUGAGAGCCUGCAUCAAUCUGAUUAGCGUUUAUCCACCUAUUGUUGGUUGCUCUUCUCUCUUUAAUACUCUCCUUUCCUGUCCUAUGCAACUCUUCCACUACUAUCCGGCAUACUUCACUAUGUCCUUGAUUAUAGGGCUGUCUGCCUCGAAAUGGUAGGUUCAGCAUUUUCUUGGCUACCGCUUUUGUCGAUCUUUUUCUGUAUCCUUUUCAUCUUCACGCCUUCAUCAUUUGGUAAUUUCAAUACUAUAUUUGAAAAAUGUUUUUUUUUGCUUACGGCUCUCAGUUUUCUUCUGCAAAAUCUGUUUUAGUAAACAAAAGUAUCCAAAUCGACGUGAAACAUAUUGGUAUUUUAUCAUCAGUAUCAAAUUACAGAGCACACGUGUUUUAUUAUCAAAAAAGGUAUGAAUGUAAGAUAUACCAAGAUGGCGCUUGUUAUACGGAAGGGACCGCACCAUCCCAACAGAAUACUGAAUCCGAUUGGAAUAAGCAAGGACUGCCGUGGACCUAUCGACUUGCUUUAACUACUAUAUUGUACCUGUAAGUCUGCAUGUGGGUCUUCCCAAACCUUGGCAAGGUUCCAACCGGCACAUCACAUUAAUAAGACAAAUCAAAAAGAAAAAAACGUUAUUGACAUAGAAAAAUGUGAUCUGAAAAUUACGCUACAAGUAUUUUUGUAACUGAAUGUUUAUUGUAUAGCUCAAUUUUGAAUAUCUCUAUUAUAAUUCUGAUACUUUGUGAUUUAAACAGCUCUUGGAGUCUUAGGUACGUCCUUAGCCUGUUUUUUUCUUUCCCAACAACAAGCAGAAGUAUCAAUAUUUUACAUAUUUCUUAAUAUAUUGUUCAGCAUAGUUGCGUGUAAAAUAAUGUCAAAUAAGAUGAUUAUAGAAUUGAAUACACACAGUGCCUCUAAUAAUUAUGUUACAUUAACAUAAAUUACGAGCAUGUUUAGUCUUUUCACUGCGUUUCGGGAAUGUCGCUCGUCAGUGAAAGGGUUAAAAUUUAGUGUAGGGUACCGAGAUCAUAAAUAAGUUUGAUAAGUAUAGAAUUAUUAAGGAGAUGUCAAGUAAACUAUAUCAGUUGUUAAUUGCUCGUGGUACAAUUUUAUCUUUUACUUUCUUGUAUAGUUCUUCGGCGUGGCAACUACAUUCUCAUGGCCACUUUUGGAGGCUGAUUGUAGACUUUUGUGAGGUGAUAGUUGAAUUCAAAUAUGUAACUUAUAACUAACAACCUAUGGGUUAGCUCAGACCAAAAGAAAGGUCAGCGAAAAGGUGAACUUUCUGGAAACGUCUAAUAAUUAACUUCAGUAACAUUAUCAUAAAGUGCUCUCUUCGAGGAGCCCAAAGACGACGCGAGCAUUUUUCGAAUUUUUGUCAUUGUCGAAAUUAAGCAUUUAUGAGAAUGGUAAUAAAGUUAUUAGUUCAGUGUUAUCAGAAAGUGAUCGUCCGUUCUCUGCUCUUGGUCUACGCAAUGAUCAUGAACAAUUACCUAACUAAAAUAAUUUGACAAGUAUCUAAAAUUAUCUAUAACUCGAGCUAGGUUUAGGGAAUUUUGCGUUCGAAUUUCAAAUCAAAUCGACGAGUCGAUCAUUGCUUUAAAAAUAUAAGUUCUAUUGUAUAAAUGCCUAACUAUCACUCGAUCAAAAGUCUAUACCAAGUCUACCUUUUAGUAUUCAUUUAGAUUCCUUCAUUUAUGCUUUUUAUACAUUACUUUUAGGUCUUUCAAGACGUAGCAUUUCAAUUGUAUUUAGUUUACAUCUCGUCAUUUAGUUAUGAUUAACUAAAGUCUUUGCCACUAUUGAAAUAUUGUACAUAUUCUAACAUAAACGUACCGCGCGUUAUAGUGUUCUGUUCAAAUGUUCACAUGUGAAAAGUUAUUAAUAUUCGUAUAAGAUCCGAUGAUGAGAGACUUCCGGGGCCACGUUCUCUAAUAAAAAUAUAGAUGGAACUGUAUAACGCUGCCUUAGUUUAUCCUCCUAAUUUCAUGGAUUUCAGAAAUAUGCAUCUUUUGGCAUAAUGAUGACCCUUGUUAUUACACCCAGGCACAACGCAUCUUCCAACUUCCAACCAUUAUUAUUCUUAUCAAAAUAAAGAAUACAACAACAACAUAAUAGGGUAGUUUCCAAAUAGUCAAAUCAGUUACUUUUUACUAAACGUCCAAACACGAAAUUACUAUGGAAAGUAUGAAAACGCAAACUGGGACGUCAUAGAAAAACGUGAAAAAAUGUCGCUUUUAUUAUUAAAUUUUUCACAUUUAAAAAAAAAAUAUAGUAAUUUUCGCGUAGGAGUUAAACAGCGCUAUCUAUAUUUGUUUCGGAGAACGUGACCUGGAAAGUCUAUAGUUAUCAUUUCAUGUCCAAAACAUUCUUGAACUACUUUGUUAUGUUUAUUGUAUUAGCUAGUCGUCCCUAGCUAGCACUGGCAGCUGAAACAUAUUAUAAUAAACUUUUUUUUCAGUUAUUUCUCUCGCAGCAAUAAGGUCGCUCUUUCUUUCAAUUUUCAAAGUACAAACGAGUGCCGGGUCCAACUGCGGCUUCCCGAUUAUACAAUAAGUGUCAACGUGGCAAUGAUUUGAUCUCUCUUUUAGUCAAAUAUUUUUAGGUCCUGCCGUACUGUGCGUCUAGCACGUUAAGGUGUGUGCAGACGUCGUGUAAAAAGGCGUGUGCGCCGCGCGAGCGUACAAUAAGGAACUCUCCGCUUCCCACCCGCGGCUGAGCUAGGUUAACCCCCUCCACCCCUCGGUCAUACUUUAGUCUUCAAUCGUACGGGCGUCAGACGUAACACACAGAUGUGCGUGUACGAUAGAAUGUGUAGGGUCUGUGUAAAACGAGUUGGUUUGUAUGAAGUGCCCGGGGCGAGGCAGCCUGUGCUGCCUGUCACUCAGUUACUUACUUAUGUAAACAUGAAAUCGACCUCGCGCCGUCACAUGCCUCGUGUCGUCUGUAACCACCUUUACAUUUAUACAGUGUUAUUUUAUGUGCAUUAAAUAGCGUUUAGUUUCAAGACAUGAGGUAGGCAAAUAUUAUCUUAGAUAAUAAUAAUAAUAAGAGAUUUUUGUAUUUAUUAAAUAGAGUUAUAUUAGAUAAAUUGUAAAGUGAAUAGUUAUAAGUAAGUUCUUUUUUUCAUAUAUGGCGAUGGUCGUUCAUGGCGUUUUGAGUAAAGUUGUCAGUCUAGUACUUAAGCGUUUGAACUUAAUUUUUUGUUGCGAUAGAUUUUACUUCUUGUUUCCAAGUCGAAUCCACUUUCUGAAGAUGUUAGAGCUAGUGGGUGCGUUUAGCAAAGUUUUGCAAUACAGUCAUGAGCAAUAUCAUGUACUUACCCACUUUAGAACCCUGUCGCACUAUCAUAUUUGACAUUUAAUGAGACUAACGGAUUAAUUUGUCAAAAAAGUUAAUGUGACAUGGUUUCAAAGUGUACACUGUACACAUAUUGGUACUCGUGGCGGUACAUCCGGAUUGUAAGAUGUUAACUCAAACCUUCCUCGGCAUUCUCAGUUGAGGGGAACUUAAGGAAGGCCUCGAACGCAGUUCGAAAUUGGUAUUCCAACGGCGAUUCAACCUUAUCUCGAAUUAUCUCCAGUGAGGUAUGACAUUAUUAUAUUCGUAUUAUUAUGUUGGCAGUAUGAUAUUGUCGACUCGAGUAGUCGUCAAAUUGAUGACGCAAAUGUCAACUUAAAAUACCGAAAUGCUCAACUGAGGCCGAGCCUAGUGGAGGAAGUUUCGAGUUAACAUCUUAGAAUAUGGAUGUAGUGUUCAAUAAUUGUGAGAAAGAAGCAAAAGAGAUCUGCCUUGUUGUGAUUUUAUACUUUAACGUUAUAAUUGUAGUACUCAAAUGAGAUUAACUCUACUCUAUUCGACUCUUUUGCUAUUUAGUUAUUAUGGUAUUGUUUGGAAAAGCAAAUGGCAAUAUUCGUUAGUAUCAAUACAUUUUCGUAAAUUGUAAAUAGAUGAACUUUAGUGCAUUUCCUUCAGUUGUAGUGUUUUAAGCGACUUUUGCUUUUCUAUAAGUCUUUCAUAUCGACAGUCUGCCAUAUCAAGAUGAGAAUAUAAAAGAUUAGUCGGCGGAAUUGGAGAGGAUCAUUUGCUUGACCGUUGGGACAAUAACACAGGUUAUUGAAAAUGUUCAGUUUAUAUGUUAGGCCGCUCACCUUAUGCAACACACGGCCACGCUCAUCUUCGCUUUGUAUGUAAUUGUAAGGGAGAUCGUCCACUGAAACACACGUCUACACUUUGUAUAGUGACGUAUACUAUGACUAGUUAACAUGAGAAUCGUGCGUUUCAGUGGUUAUUGUAUUCAUCCUUUAAAGUUUCUUGAAUCACAGUUUGAUAUUAAACAUUCAAGAUUCCAUACUGGCUUCUUUGAGAAUGUCAGAAUAACCAGACCUAUUGAUUCUUGAAAGUUUCAAGGGUGUAUAAAUAACAACUGUAUGUAAAAUAUUGGUUACUUACUUUAUAACACCGUUGUUUUUAUGUUACAAAGCAAAUGAUUGCCUACAAGACUAGCCGACAUUGUGUACAGUAUUUUAAAUAUAAUUUACGUUAAAGAUUUGUAUGAAAAUUUAAUUAUAUUGUCUUCUUAAAAG
Messenger RNA from Pectinophora gossypiella (pink bollworm), 6473 nucleotides. RefSeq names its product protein scalloped (gene scalloped). The coding region runs from base 443 to 1780 and encodes 445 amino acids. Gene Ontology annotation, cellular component: transcription regulator complex. NCBI's taxonomy places the organism in Eukaryota, Metazoa, Arthropoda, Insecta, Lepidoptera, Gelechiidae. Gene Ontology annotation, molecular function: DNA-binding transcription factor activity, RNA polymerase II-specific; RNA polymerase II cis-regulatory region sequence-specific DNA binding. The record is from RefSeq and is a predicted model, not a curated record. The transcript has 12 exons. Gene Ontology annotation, biological process: regulation of transcription by RNA polymerase II; hippo signaling; embryonic organ development.